UGCUGGUCAGGAGAGACGUCACCCUAGUUCCCGCAGUGCAAAGCGCAGACCUUUGCUAAGAGUGCAUUUUAUCGUGUGACUGUGAGCAGUGGCGAAAAAAAGCCAGCUGGAUCCGCCAAAGUUUGCUUCGCUACGCUGUGAGUCGUGAGUGACGUCUGCCCGACUGAGUGAUGUCUAGUCAGGAGCUCCCGCCGCCCACUGGCCUGGAUGGCAAGUCCGUCUUCAACGUGUUCGGUUACCAUGGCGACCGUUACGACGACGGAAGGGCGUUCUCGAACCCCCUGGAAGCCCCUCCUCUCGAUGCUGUAGCGGUCAGCAAUGUCUCCCAGCACCAGCGGACCAAGAACCGCCGGCGGUCAAAUGAGACGGUCAGCCUAGUCAUGGCUCCUCUGAGCCCAGAGUCAGCUCCCCCUCCUCCGCCUCCCCUCUCCAUCCCCCGAGCGCUGUGGUCCUUCUUCUCCGGUAAGACUAGUGAGUGGUGUAGAACUGCUGCUGUUGCUGUUGUUGCUGAUGCUGCUGUGUAGCCUAGUCUGAUGUGUAGUUGCUUGCCUGAGUGCCUCCCAUUUACCCCGUGCAACCCUAUCUCCACCCACCCCUCCCACACACAAAACAAACAAAAACAAACCAACCAACCAGCCCUUUUUAUUUUCUUACCGUAAUAUAAUCGAUUUAACUGUUUCGAUAAUCCUCUACUAUUUAUCAUUCUAACUGCACUAAAUAAAAAGAAAAUACCCUAAUGUCAUCGUUAUUAAUUCAGAGAGCACCCUAAUGUUAGUACAAAUAAAAACCGGUUUCUUGCCUCAGGUGAAAGAUGAAGGAAUUAAUAAUACACGUAAUAAUAAUUAAACUAACAACAAUAAUGAUACCAACAGCAAGAUGUGAUAGUAAUAGAAAUAAUAACAAAAAUAAUAAUAUUGAUAAUAAUGAUGAUGAUAGUAACAUAAAUUUUAUGAUACAUGUAUUUGUUAUUGUUUUUAUUAUUAUUAUUUGUUUAAAUUAUUAUUUCAAAAUGUUAUUGUAAUAAAAUUGUAACAUAAUAAGUACUAUGAGCCAAUCGGGGUUGCCACUUUCCAUCUAUCGAGCUUUAAAAAAAAUAAAAAUUCAAAGUCUUUAUUUUUUGUUCAUACAAGGAAUUUUUAAUGACAGAUCACCAAUACGUUCGACGUUAAACUGAAAACAAUGACAUCAUUUCGCAGAAGUGAGAAUCAGAGAGAGGUUCUGUCUGUGUCACGUAUGUCAGUGAAUUCUUCUACC
Aplysia californica (California sea hare) is the source of this 1254-nucleotide messenger RNA. RefSeq lists its product as uncharacterized. The transcript has 3 exons. Bases 171 to 524 code for a protein of 117 amino acids. The record is from RefSeq and is a predicted model, not a curated record. Lineage: Eukaryota; Metazoa; Mollusca; Gastropoda; Aplysiida; Aplysiidae.